This is a messenger RNA of Acanthosepion pharaonis, 528 nucleotides long. Lineage: Eukaryota; Metazoa; Mollusca; Cephalopoda; Sepiida; Sepiidae. The record is from the annotation of a GenBank genome assembly.
AUGGCUGAUGCAAAGACAACCCCUAAGAAGAAGGCUGCCAAAAAGGCAACUCACCCAACAUACAAUGAAAUGAUUAUCAACGCCAUCACUAACCUGAAAGAAAGAAAAGGUUCUUCUCGGACGGCUAUCCUGAAAUUUAUCUCCAGUGAAUACAACGUCAGCGAUAAACAAAGUACCGUGAAUCAUCAACUGAAAUUAUCUCUGAAGAAGGGAGUAAGUGACGGUACAUUGACCCAAGUGACAGGCACUGGUGCCGCUGGAUCAUUUAAAGUUGCUAAGUCUGCACCUAAGCCCAAGAAGAAGGUCCCCAAGAAGGCCGCCAAGAAAGUGGUCAAGCCCAAGGUAGCUAAAAAGGCUGGCGCGAAGAAGGCAGCUAAAAAGCCAGCCCAGAAGAAAUCUCCCAAAACAAAGAAACCUGCGGCCAAGAAACCAGCAGCUAAAAAGAAGCCAGCAGCUAAGAAACCAGCGGUCAAGAAAACCAAUAAACCGAAAGUUAAGAAAGCCGCUAAGAAGGCCGCCAAAAAGUAA